This is a messenger RNA of Heterobasidion irregulare TC 32-1, 1869 nucleotides long. RefSeq lists its product as uncharacterized. The record is from RefSeq and is a predicted model, not a curated record. Lineage: Eukaryota; Fungi; Basidiomycota; Agaricomycetes; Russulales; Bondarzewiaceae. Gene Ontology annotation, biological process: regulation of transcription by RNA polymerase II. Gene Ontology annotation, molecular function: DNA-binding transcription factor activity, RNA polymerase II-specific; RNA polymerase II cis-regulatory region sequence-specific DNA binding. The annotation marks the transcript as partial. The transcript is spliced from 2 exons.
GACUCCUCGCCGCAACAGAUGGCCGCCCUCGUCGACUCCCAGCCCCUCCUCCUCCCCCUCCACGGCCACCAACAGCAGCAGCAACAACAACACUCCCAACAGCAGCAACAGCAGCAGCAGCAGCAGCCUCUUCAGGGCGUCAACAAGCGCUACCGCCCCGCUCCCGCAAAGACGUUCCAAUGCAGAGGCUACGGCGACUGUCGCAUGGUCUUCUCCAGGAGCGAACACCUUGCCAGGCACAUUAGAAAACACACCGGCGAGCGCCCCUUCACCUGCCAUUGCGGCAAGCAGUUCUCGCGCCUCGACAACCUCCGCCAGCAUGCCCAGACCGUCCACGCCGACAAGCAGGAGCAGAACGAGCGCAUGAUGCGCGACCUCACCUCCCUCCACGCCACCAUGGCCGCCGCCAACAAGGCCACCCAGCAGCGCGGAAAACGCUCCACCCACCCCAACCCUUCCAACAACGACAUCGACAGCCAAGCCCUCCAGCCCGACAUCGUCAAGCAGGAGGACAUCCAGCACCCCCUCCCCCUCCACCAGCGCCCUGGCACCAGCACUGGCUACGAGGGCAGCGGCCCUGACUCCAACGGCCUCCUCUACAACUCCGCCGCCGCACGCUCCUGGCACGUCCAAACGAACAAUGUUGACCGACCCAACUCCCGUCCGGUCAACAGUCAUUCCUUUCGUGACCCAACCCAGUCCUUUCGUGCCCCACCAGCCCCUUCCUCAGCCGCCCCAUCCGCUUCAUCAGCAGCAGCUUCAUCUGCACAACAACAACAACAACAACAACAACAGCAACAGACCCAGUCCUUUCUCGCCUCCGGAGACGCAUUCCAAUUCGGUGUCCCCGACCUCCCAGGCCCACGCCGCGAUGCUCGCCCAGGAUCGAGCGCAAGCAGGCCCUCCACUGCCUCUCGCGACCCUUCAGACGCACAUACUCGAUCCCUCCCUCCCCUCGCAUCUGUCGUCUCCUCUUCCCUCGCCUCUUCCCAGUGGUCCGUCGCCCCACAAUCCCUUUUUCCCCUACCCUCAGGUCCAGGCAUCGGCGGCCCCGGACGACCCUCCACCGCAACGCGCCCAGGGACCGCUCCCGCAGCGUACUACUCCUCCCACCCUGCUUUCGGGCCUGGACUGGCCUCUCGAUCAGAGCUACCCUUUCCAGCCCUCUAUGGACGCCCAGAGCUGGCACCCCCCCACACACUCGCGCUCCCACAACCGCAAUCCUUCGCACACGGUCCAUCCGCAUACCCAUACCCCGCAUCCGGAUUCCCUUCAGUCGAUGCAGGAGACAUCCCAACUUCUCCCGUCGGAUACGACUCUCCCUUUUCAUUCCACCCACCGGGCCUCGCCGACCAGCAGCAGCAGCAACAGCAGCAGCACUCUCCCUCAUCCGUCCCUCGUAAGCGACCUUUCCCAGGAUCCGACGAGGACCUCCUCCUCGAGCGCGGAACCUCGUCCUAUGGCGCAGCUUAUGAGUUCGCGUCCUCAGAGUCACGACCUCAGUCUCGCCGACUCUCCGUCAUGGAGCUCUGCAAUGACACCGAUGCAGAUCCAGCAACUCGACCAUUUUUACCACUAUCAGCAACAGCAGCGGGAGCUGGAGCUGGAGCACCAUCACCAUCAGCAGGCCGUCCAGGCACAAGCUCAGGCGGCGGCUCAGCAGCAGCAGCGUCGCGUCCAACUACCUCAUCUGGGCUCGUCGCAUCUGCCUCUCAGCUCGCACUCGUCGAUCCCCCACAGUCACUAUUCGGCGGACCUGCACCAGCAGCAGCAGCAGCAGCUUUUGCGAAUGCAGGAGCAUCGACAGCAGCAACAGCAGCAGCGGGAGCGGGAGCAGCACGAGCGGGCGCGCAGGGAUUCGCAAGAGGA